This is a messenger RNA of Saprolegnia diclina VS20, 294 nucleotides long. RefSeq lists its product as hypothetical. The transcript has 2 exons. Bases 1 to 294 code for a protein of 97 amino acids. The record is from RefSeq and is a predicted model, not a curated record. NCBI's taxonomy places the organism in Eukaryota, Oomycota, Saprolegniomycetes, Saprolegniales, Saprolegniaceae.
AUGGGUGGCCUGGCCUCGGCACCGGCGCGCAAGUCGGCGCGGGCCACACGAGCCAAGGCGGCGUCGCCGCUGGCCAGCAAGCCCGUGGACAGCGCGAGCUACGAGCGCAUUCUCAACCGACUACACGCGAUGAAGCAGCUCUUGCCGUUCAUGUCGGUGGAGCUGCCCACGUAUCAUGCGCCGCUGCUGCGCGUCAAGACAAUGUACGAGUACCUUGGGUGGCCGCUGUGCCAGCACCAAGCGCAGCAAGUCUUGGCCAACUACAAGGUGGCAGAGGGCCUCGCGAUCCGAUGA